Molecule: messenger RNA, 2104 nt
Organism: Acipenser ruthenus (sterlet)
Lineage: Eukaryota; Metazoa; Chordata; Actinopteri; Acipenseriformes; Acipenseridae
Product: platelet-derived growth factor receptor-like protein
Exons: 6
Coding region: 245-1447 (400 amino acids)
Source: RefSeq, a predicted model, not a curated record
UGGAGCCAGAGGAAUGUGGUGUUUGUGGCACGCUGCUGUGAAAAUGAAUUUGGUUUAAACUGGAACACAGCAAAAUGUUUGGGUUUUUCCUCUCUGCCCUGUCUCCUAAAGAUCUGUGGGCUGCUGUGUAGUUGUGUCAUCUUUCACAGCAGUUCUAAGUUAACUUUUGAACGCAGUGAUCCUCUUGAGGAGGCAAACAGUGGCAGUGACUGAAACUAGUGUGCAGUAAACCGCUCACUCAGCCAUGAGGGUCAGGCUGCUUUUCAUCCUGGUGGUUGCUACAGUUUUCCUGCUGGACUUUGCUCAGUGCCAGAAAAAGGAAAAAGAGGAACCAAGGCCAGCAGCAGAGAAAAGGCAAAAGGAGAAAGCCAAACCACCUGGUGCUAAAACAGCAAAGCCUGUAGUGAAGAAGACCAAAGCCACCCCCGAGCCGACCCCGCCCCCAACCCCAACCCCAACCCCAACCCUGCCCCCUCCUCCUCCCCCGCCGGUCCUGACCCAGGUGCUGGAGCGGGGGAAGUUCCAGAAGGUGGGAGACUCACUGACCGUGCAGGCGGGGGACACCCUAGAGCUGCGCUGCAAGGGCAAGCCUGUGGAGUGGGCUUUCCCAGACUACCUGGAGGAGGAGGAUGAAGGCAGGCUCAGGGUUAUACAGCAUCUGAAGUACAGCUCUCUGGUCCUAGUGAACUCAACCGGGGCAGACACAGGAGAGUAUAUCUGCUACCCAAUGUACUGUGAGGACAGUGACUGCAGAAGGGAGUACGACAGAGCAGCCAAAACCUUCAUCUUCUUUUCAGACCCGCAGGAGCUGUUCGUCCCAUCGGCGGAGUACUACGAGGUGGUGCAGCUGCGCACCAACAGGCCUGCCACGCUGCCGUGUCAGGUGACCUCGCCCGAUGCCAUGGUGACGCUGCACCGCGAGUUCCCCCCGGAGGAGGUGAAGGUGGACGGGGUGGAGAUCUCCUUCAACUUGAAGAAGGGCUUCACCAUCCACCGGCCCAAAGCGCACCACGCCGGCUCGCUCUUCUGCAUGGCCAGCUACCGGGACCUGCGCCAGAUAUCCACCAAGUACAUGCUCAUUUACGUCAACUAUCCAGUUGCUCCCCCUUCUCCGACAAUCAGCGCCUCUCUGCGUUCGGUUCAUGCUGGUCAGAAUCUGCAGGUGACCUGCACAGUGCUUGGAGAGUCGGAGGUGGUCAUUGAUUUCACCUGGGAGUACCCAGGACAAAAGAUCGGCAGACCGCCCUACACCCAGGACAGCACCUGGACGUUGCGCUCAGGGGGGCAGACGCGGCAGCAGUCCGAGACAGUUCUCAUGGUGGAUGGGGUGAGGGCCGUGGACCAGGGCACCUACACCUGCACUGCCAGCAACCUGGCCGGCUCCACCAGCGUGUCCACCACCGUCACGGUGCUGCCGGCACGGACAGCCAGGUCCAGACACCACUGACCACAGCCUGCUGGGGAGCACUGCGAUGUAGAGAUGAGAGAAAGAGACAGAAGAUCCUAGGAUCAGGAUAUAGAUUUCACAGCACUGACACUGUGAGGCUCUGUGUCAGGUGCUGGCAUACAGUAUAAGUGACUGAACUGCCUUGAAUAGUACAGGUUAUUAGUUAUCGACAGUGGCAGCUACAAUCCCCACACUGUUACAAUGCUGUUCUUCUUUCUGCUGGGGUCUGUCUAUUGGCCACACGUUAUUAAAGCCAUGAAGCUGGUUCAUUUACGAAUGCAUUUUAUUUACAAACCCAGCUAGGACUGGAUCAGAUGUGAUGUUUUCCAACACUACCCCUUUAAAUCAACUGGGUGCUAAGCAUCAAACAGCCCAGUUCUCAACCCCAAGCCAGUCUGAGUUGACCUGUUAUGUUAAGUUUUGUUACACAGAGGAGGACGCAAGAAGAGCAAGCAAGCUAGAUUUCACAAUAUAUAUGUAAACUUUUUUUUUUUUUUUUAAAUAGACGAGAAUAAAGGCAUAUGCUCUGUUUCCAAAUCAACCACCUCGUUUGUUUGGCAAAUGACCCCUUAAAAGGAAAACAGAUCCAGGUCAUUUUGUUUGUGUUUCCUCAUAGGUAUGUGCAGCAUCUUCAUUAAAGCUAAACAUGUAUUUAAA